This is a messenger RNA of Boleophthalmus pectinirostris (great blue-spotted mudskipper), 2595 nucleotides long. It is a transcript of the gene abcg8, whose product is annotated as ATP-binding cassette, sub-family G (WHITE), member 8. Bases 91 to 1827 code for a protein of 578 amino acids. Gene Ontology annotation, biological process: cholesterol homeostasis. The record is from RefSeq and is a predicted model, not a curated record. Gene Ontology annotation, cellular component: plasma membrane. The transcript is spliced from 11 exons. NCBI's taxonomy places the organism in Eukaryota, Metazoa, Chordata, Actinopteri, Gobiiformes, Gobiidae. Gene Ontology annotation, molecular function: ABC-type transporter activity; ATP binding; ATP hydrolysis activity.
AGGUUAUCAGAGUUCAGAUUGCCCUGGGAGAUCAAAGGGAACAAACAGACUGCCAUUAAUAAACUCAACCUGCGAGUGCGCAGCGGACAAAUGCUGGCCAUCAUUGGCAGCUCAGGCUGUGGUAAAACGUCUCUUUUGGACAUUAUAACCUGUCGAGAUGAGGGUGGUACAAUGACCUCAGGUCAGAUUCUCAUCAAUGGCAAACCCAACACACCCAGAGUCGUGAGGAAGACCAUCGCUCAUGUGCGCCAAGAUGACCGCCUUCUCCCUCAUCUGACUGUGCGAGAGACUCUCGUCUUUGUGGCCAAGCUUAGGCUGCCCACCCACUUCACCAAGGCCCAGAGGGACAAGAGGGUAGAUGAUGUCAUUGCCGAGUUGAGACUCAGACAGUGUGCUAACACCAGAGUGGGGAACGAUUAUGUGAGAGGGGUUUCAGGAGGAGAGAGGAGGAGAGUGAGCAUCGCUGUGCAGCUCCUGUGGAAUCCAGGUAUUUUGAUUCUUGAUGAGCCCACUUCAGGCUUAGAUAGCUUCACGGCUCAUAACCUGGUGAUCACUCUGUCCCGGCUGGCCCGUGGAAACCGUCUCGUGCUGCUGUCCGUGCACCAGCCUCGCUCCGAUAUCUUCCAGCUCUUUGACCUGGUGGUUCUGCUCUCCUCUGGCUCUGCGGUCUACUGUGGUGCUGCGCGCGACAUGGUGCCUUACUUCACCGCCCUGGGAUACCCCUGCCCUCGCUACUGCAACCCGUCAGACUUUUAUGUGGAUCUCAUCAGCAUAGACAGACGCAGUGCAGAGUUGGAGGCAGAGUGUUUGCAGCGGGCCCGGGUUUUAGCUGAACAGUUCAAAGAAAAAGUGAAAGAUACAGAUGACCACAUGUGGAAAUCAGACAGAGGCAGUACAUCGUCCUUCCAAGGAAAUGAACAUGUGAGCCCUAAUAUUGAAGGAGAGGAGUUGAUCACAAUUACAAAUCAAGGAAGUGAACUACCAGGGAGACUUCAUCAGUUCACUGUACUCAUCAGGCGUCACAUGUAUAAUGACUACAGAGACCUGGUCACUAUAUUGGUCCAUGGUUUUGAAGCCCUCCUCAUGUCUUUGCUUGUCGGGUUCCUUUACUAUGGAGCAGGACCAGAGCCUCUGUCCAUACAAGACACAGUGGCACUUCUCUACAUGGUCGGAGCGCUCACCCCAUUUGCUGUGGUGCUGGACGUCAUAGCUAAAUGUCACUCAGAACGUGCAAUGCUUUACCAUGAGCUGGAGGAUGGCUUGUAUGCAGUCUCAGCCUACUUCUUUGCUAAGGUUUUGGGGGAGUUGCCAGAACACUGUGUUUUUACAUUGGUUUAUGGUCUACCCAUCUACUGGCUUGCUGGACUGAACACUGUUCCAACCCGCUUUCUGCUGAACUUCUUGUUGGCGUGGCUCAUGGUCUAUUGCAGCCGGGCCAUGGCUCUGUUUGUAGCUGCAGCUCUGCCCACACUGCAGACCUCUGCCUUCAUGGGAAACUCUUUGUUCACCAUCUUCUACCUGACGGGGGGCUUUGUCAUCAGUAUGCAAAAUAUGUGGCUUGUGGCGUCAUGGCUGUCCUAUGCUUCCUUUGUGCGCUGGGGCUUUGAGGGAAUGCUUCAGGUGCAGUUCAGAGGCAUCAAGUAUCCAGUCACUGUGGGGAAUGUCACCUUUGAGGUCGAUGGCAUAGAAGUGGUAGAAAUCAUGGGCAUGAACCAAUACCCUCUGUACUCAUGUUAUUUGGUGCUCCUGGGAAUCUGUCUGGGAUUCAUGGUCCUUUACUACAUAUGCCUAAAGUACAUCAAGCAGAAGUCCAGCCAGGACUGGUGAAAAUGCUCAAGUCAAUUGGAACCAUUUGAUACAUUUUAUGGCUUACAAAAAGUAGCUCCUUCGACUGGUUCGAUAAUGAGCAAAUGAGAUAUUUUAUAUAUUGCUGCCAUUUCACAAGCAAUUUUAAACUUUACUGGCCCCUUCUGGAGAGGUGCACCAUGUGUCCCAUGCUGUGCAUGGUACUGGUGACCCCCCCGCCCCUUUUAAAAAAAUUAACAUUUACACUUAAAUGAGAAACACACACAUUUUCAAUGUUGCAGUAACACUGUUUGCUACUGGAUGGCAGCAGAGUUCUGCAGCAAAGAAAAACUUGUUUCAGAGUGAUUAGAGCACUACAUUGGCAGAUAUCCAUCUGCAGAUUUAGCUUGUUCCAUUUUAAUCUCCUUUUUUAUAACUAUCUUUAUGUUUAUAUAAAGAUAUUAAGUCUAACAAUGUGUGCCAGUAAAGGGAGCACUAAAAAUUCUACUAAAGAUUUAGUAAACCACCGUCUCAAAAGCUGGUACAAGUUCAGAUCGAUGAUUAUGUAAACUUUACUUUUGCACUGGUGUAAAAGUAAGUGCAAGUAAGUAAUCGACAUACUAAAAUGCAUCAAUAUAAUAAAUUACAAAUGAAUCCCUUUUGUUGUGCGGCGUUCUUAAUAUAGUCUUUACUUGGAUACAUCUCAAUUUAAUUGAAUUAAAUAUAUCUCAUGUUAGAGCAGAAAAAAAGAGCAGGUAGAGGAUGGAGUAAUCACAGAAGACAGCUAUCCAAUUGUAACAUUUAUUUGCA